Molecule: messenger RNA, 1019 nt
Organism: Pomacea canaliculata
Lineage: Eukaryota; Metazoa; Mollusca; Gastropoda; Architaenioglossa; Ampullariidae
Exons: 2
Coding region: 174-983 (269 amino acids)
Source: RefSeq, a predicted model, not a curated record
UACCCCUUAGAAGAAAAAAAUUCAGUUAAUGACUUAGGUGCAGAUGAGUAGAAAUUAUUACUUCACUUAGAGUUCGACAGGCCAGUAAACUGAUCACAGAUUUCAUAUUCUACCAGCCCUCGUUUUGAUGGUCAGAGCAAAAAAAAAAAAAAAAACAGCAAAGGUGUAAAGAUAUGGCUGAGCUCAUAAAAUAUAUAUUAAAAUAUUUUCCAUUACCUUUACUACUUAACUACCUGCCUUGUGAGUACAUUUUCUGCAACCAUCAUUACUUCAAGGACAAUUUCACUUCUCGUCCUCCAUUGUUCAGAGAUAUGGCUUCCUCCUACUACUGGGACGAAAAAAUUGAAGCUCGUUGGCUGAAAAAACAGAUUGAGGAAAUCAUCAAAGCCCUCAACAUACAUCACAAGAACGUUAACAUCUCCCGAGUGACCGGAAGCUCUGUAGCCAUCGCCACUGGAGGGACUGCGGCUGGCCUGGCCAUAGCCGCCCCCUUCACCCUGGGAGUCACCUUGAUUGCAGCCAUUGUGCUGGGGAUAGUGUCAGGUGUCAGUGGCGCUGUGUCUGUCGGCGCUUCUGUGACAGGACACUUCAUCAAGAAGCACAAUGUCAAGGAGGUCCAGAAGAAAUGGGAGAAAUUUCGUCUGAAGUUCCUGGAAAGGCACAACGUGAAAGAUAUAACAGAUAUGAAUGCAAGAGAAAGUGGGGAUGCCGUGGAAGGGGUUGGUGCUGUUGGCGGUGUGGCACGUACAGCAGGGGGCGUCACAAGCGCGAUUGUAAGGGGAGUUAAAGCAGCGGGGACAGCUGCCAAAGUUGCCUCCCCUAUUUUGACUGCUGUAAGCUUUGUAGCUCUGCCAUUGGAUUUCAUUGAUUUAAUAUCAGCUGCCCACAGUCUAGACAAAGCCAAACCAUCGCCAGCAUCGAAAUCCCUUCAGGAUAUCGUAGGUUUCCUUGACAGAGUGAUCAAUGGCGAGUUUGAUGACUGAAAGUGCUCUCACUCCCGACACAAGUACGGCGCGCAG